AUGCUUGUUAUGAGUUGUCCGUCCACAACCGAUGAGCCAGAGAGCUGCAGCAGCGAGGGAAGCGGCUGCACCGCCUCCUCCAUCACCACCUCUGACCCGUCCCCUAUGUCCGGACACACUCGCGCCGCCCUACCUUCCGUCGGCGACGCCCCUCACACCUCGAAGCAUGAAGCGCCCCCGCCUCCUCCCCUGCCGCCCCCGCCCCCGGCGACCACCCCCACCAACCACAACGCGCGGAAGAAGCGCCGCGUCCGCAGCUUCUUCUGGAAGCCCAUACCGGAGGAGAAGGUGCGCGGGAAGCCCAACAUCUGGACGAUGGCGGUGCGGCAGCAGCAGUAUCAGAUCGACGUCCGCUCCGUGGAGGAGCUGUUCGGGCAGCAGGAGGACGGGGCGACGGGCGCGCGCGGCGGGGGGGCGCCGGCCUCUGGAGCCUCAACCCGUGUCUCCAGGACUCGCUCCUUCAAGGAGAGCAGCAAAGACGAGAUCAACAUCCUCGACUCCAAGAGGGGGAUGAAUGUGGGCAUUUUCCUGAAGCAGUUCAAGAAGUCCAACCGCUCCAUUGUCGAAGACAUCCGACAGGGAGACGGAAAGAUGUACGGAGCGGAGCUGCUUCGGGACCUGCUGAAGCUCCUGCCCGACGUCGAGGAGAUCAGGAAGCUUCAGGCGUUUAAAGGAGACCCGGACAAGCUGACACUGGUGGAUUCCUUUAUGUUCCUCUUGAUCCAGGUGCCUCGGUUCGAUGUUCGGAUCGAGGCCAUCGUCCUCCGCGAAGAGUUCUCCCCUUCAUGCGCCGUGAUGAGCCGCGAGAUCGAUGUGGUCCGCGUCGCCACUAAAGAGCUGAUGAGCUGCGAGGAGCUUCAUGCCAUCCUGCAUCUGGUGCUGCAAGCUGGAAACAUCAUGAACGCCGGCGGUUACGCCGGCAACGCCGUGGGCUUCAAGCUGUCGUCCCUCCUCUCGUUGGCCGACACCAAGGCCAACAAGCCGGGGAUGAACCUGCUGCACUUUGUCGCCAUGGAGGCAAAGAAAAAAGACGAGAAUCUGCUCAAGUUUCCAGAGAAACUUCAGGAUGUCCAGAGCGCAGCCAGAAUCUCAGUGGAAAACAUCGAGGUGGAGUUCUCCUCCUUAUAUGUUCGGAUUAAAACCCUGGAGGUGAAAGUUCAAGGAGACCAGGAGCUUCUGCAGCAGCUGGAGCCCUUUCUGCAGAGUUCGGCGCGGACGCUGCAGGACCUGAAGACACGCAGGCUGGAUCUGCGUAAGGAGGGGAACGCGCUCAUCGACUUCUUCUGCGAAGACACGGACACCUUCAAGCUGGACGAGUGCUUCCGCAUCUUUCAGGACUUCUGCAUCAAGUUCAAGAAAGCUGUGAAGGACAACGCGGACCGCGAGUUAAAGGAAGCGGCCCGGCAGCGUCGCCUGCGAGAGCUGGAGGAGAAGCGCUUCGCCUGGUCGGGAGCGGACCAGAGCGCCGGGUUUGGUCGGAGCAGCAGUGAGAACGACGUGGAGAUGCUCACCAAGGAAGGCCUGCUGGACUUCUUCCAGCAGAGGUCUCAGAGUCCACAGAGUCCGCUGGGACGCUCCGCCAGCGCCCGCCGCCACCGCCACACCAUGCCCACCAUCGCGGACCGAGAACUCCAGGGGUACCUGGAGCUAUUCGGAGGCGCCGGGAAUCCCACCGACUAUUCCAAGUACAACAGCCUACCUCGGUCGGGCCGCGCCGCGCAGCGGAGGACCAACCCCUGGAUCUCGGACCAGGACGACAACCGCGAGCUGGGAGGUGACAGGCAGGUGACGUCUCCACGUGCGGAAACUGAGCCCAUCAGCCCGCUGGCCAGGUUUUCCUCCUCUGGGCUAAAUGACAACGAACCAUACCACAACAACAAUUACUCCUCUGUGUCAGAGGGCAGCGCUCUGCCUCGUCCCUUUUGUGUCUUUCAGAAGUCCUCCCUGCUCCCCAACCCAACGGUUAGCGGCCACAUGAACGUCAGUGUCGAGGCGCACACUUUAGUUCGAGGCCCUCAAGCUUUUGACCUCCCUAGUCCGAACAAUAACAGUAAUCCUAUGCACUUUGUCAACCAGGGGGAUGUCGUGGUGACCGAUUUGGAAAAGGACCGGCAGUCACUUCCUGUAAGUCUGGACAUCCUUCUACAUGAGAACGUUUUAGAAAGAGAAGCAGGUCCCAAGGUGGCCUGGGGAGGGAAAAUAGAUCCUCUCACACCAGCUGGCGUCUCUCCUGAGAGAGAAGAAGAGGACAACAGCACAGUUUCAUCAACAACCUGCGAUACACCCCUCCCACUAGAUCCAUCUGUAUCCAGUAAGAAACCAACGGUUUGUGUACGCGACUGCACAGAAACGGACUGCUCCGUCACCUCUGAUUACUCUGAGGUUGAAAGCUUGUCUCUAACGAGAGAGGGACUUCAUUUCAGAGCGACUGGCCGCAGGAGAUCCGAUCGGGAGAGCAAGCAAGAGUCGAGCUCUCUGUCCUCUGAUUUGGAGUCCAUGUUGCCCAACGACCAGUCCGUCUCGACCAAUGAGCUUUCGGCGCCCAAAUCUGCGGACGCGGCGUCCAUGGCCCCGUCCGCUGCACAAGAAGAGUGGGACACGGAGAGCUGUGACACGGCCGAGGGGAAGCAAGGUGCGGAGAAAGAUGCACAGCGAAGCAGCCGAAAAGCAGCGCAAACAAAGAUCAAAGUCAACAAAGCGCCCAAGGGCAGCGGAGGUCGCGGUGUGCGAACGCUGACCAGCAGCGAGAGCCAGGCCAUGAGGAAAGUGGUGCCCAUAACCAAGCUCACAAGGACGGGGGGCAGCAAGGCAGCAGAGAGGCCGUUGGCGCACGGCGGCGGAGAGUCGCUCCGGCCUCUCCGUGACCAAAGCACCCCGGCGAGAGGGAGGAGCGAGAGGACCACGAGACCUCCUCGACACUCCAGUCUGCCUCCGGAAGAGUCCAAGGAUCAGAGGGGCAGCCUCGCGGGCGGCGUGUCGAGGUGGGCACGCGACGCGACUCCGAGGAAGGCCUCCAUCAGCAAGCCGAGCGCCAAACCGCUGAGGAACAUCCCCAAGCCUGCGCCCGAGGAGAAGAUGUGUCGCUCCACCAUGAGAGCGCUGGCCCGGGCCCAGGCCCAGGCUCAGGCUCAGGGUGGCGCUUCCUCUGAGAACAGCAGCUGCCACACGCUCAGCGCCAAGAACGCCUCCGAUGUCCCCGGCUUCGCCCGCAACACCGUGGCUUCGACCUCCAGGACCAAGAGGGAGCUGGCCGUCCCGUCCGUCCCCUCCGACCCCGCCGUCCCGUCCCUCCCCUCCACCCCGUCUCGCAGCCCGUCGCUUCCAGGUCGACAAAGCCCGGCGAAGCAGAACAAGUUGGCGCCCGCGGUUCACAACACCGGCGAGGAGCGGCCGCAGGGGACAACAAACCUGCGACGGGUGCAAAGCGGGAAAGCGACCAGUCGCAGCGCCUACCGCAGCGGGACCCCCCCGCCGCCCGCAGCGCGGGAAGAUGUUCGCAAGGCCAGUAGCAUUUCUGAGAAGUCCGUCUAUUCCAGAGACCUGGUGACGGCCAGCAGAGGCGCUAAACCAAGCUGGAAAUAA
This is a messenger RNA of Cyclopterus lumpus (lumpfish), 3582 nucleotides long. RefSeq names its product FH2 domain containing 1 (gene fhdc1). Bases 1 to 3582 code for a protein of 1193 amino acids. The transcript is spliced from 11 exons. The record is from RefSeq and is a predicted model, not a curated record. Lineage: Eukaryota; Metazoa; Chordata; Actinopteri; Perciformes; Cyclopteridae.